This is a messenger RNA of Gorilla gorilla gorilla (western lowland gorilla), 2120 nucleotides long. RefSeq names its product cytochrome P450 4F3-like. NCBI's taxonomy places the organism in Eukaryota, Metazoa, Chordata, Mammalia, Primates, Hominidae. The record is from RefSeq and is a predicted model, not a curated record. Gene Ontology annotation, molecular function: heme binding; iron ion binding; oxidoreductase activity, acting on paired donors, with incorporation or reduction of molecular oxygen.
GCCCCAGGAGGAGGGAAGAGGAAGUUGUGUGGGACAAGCUGCUCCUGACAGAAGGAUGUCGCUGCUGAGCCUGUCCCGGCUGGGCCUCGGGCCGGUGGCAGCAUCCCCAUGGCUGCUCCUGCUGCUGGUCGGGGCCUCCUGGCUCCUGGCCCGUGUCCUGGCCUGGACCUACGCCUUCUAUGACAACUGCCGCCACCUCCAGUGUUUCCAGCAGCCUCCAAAACGGAACUGGUUUUGGGGUCACCUGAGCCUGAUGCGAGGCAAUGAGGAGGACAUGCGGCUGAUGGAGGAUCUGGGCCACUACUUCCGUGAUGUCCAACUCUGGUGGCUUGGGCCUUUCUACCCUGUCCUGCAUCUUGUCCACCCUACGUUCGCUGCCCCUGUGCUCCAGGCUUCAGCUGCUGUUGCACUCAAGGAUAUGAGUUUCUAUGGCUUCCUGAAGCCCUGGCUGGGGGAUGGGCUCCUGAUUAGUGCCGGUGACAAGUGGAGAUGGCACCGCCACCUGCUCACACCCUUCCACUUCAAAAUCCUGAAGCCCUAUGUGAAGAUUUUCAGUGACAGCAUGAACAUCAUGCACGCCAAAUGGCAACGCCUGGCCUUGGAGGGCAGUGCCCGUUUGGAAAUGUUUGAGCACAUCAGCCUCAUGACCUUGGACAGUCUGCAGAAAUGCAUCUUCAGCUUUGACAGCAAUUGUCAGGAGAAGCCCAGCGAAUAUAUUGAUGCCAUCUUGGAGCUCAGUGCCCUCAGUCUGAAAUGGCACCAGCACAUCUUCCUGCUCAUGAACUUCUUGUACUUCCUCACUCCCAAUGGGCGACGCUUCUGCAGGGCCUGUGACAUAGUGCACAACUUCACAGAUGCUGUCAUUCAGGAGUAGCGUCGCACCCUCACUAGCCAGGGUGUCGAUGACUUCCUGCAGGCCAAGGCCAAGUCCAAGACUUUGGACUUCAUUGACGUGCUCUUGCUGGCCAAGGAUGAGAAUGGAAAGAAGUUGUCAGAUGAGGACAUAAGAGCGGAGGCUGACACCUUCAUGUUUGGGGGCCAUGACACCACGGCCAGUGGUCUCUCCUGGGUCCUGUACAACCUCGCGAGGUACCCAGAAUACCAGGAGCACUGCCGACAGGAGGUGCAAGAGCUCCUGAAGAACCGUGAUCCUAAAGAGAUUGAAUGGGAUGACCUGGCCCAGUUGCCCUUCCUGACCAUGUACCUGAAGGAGAGCCUGCGGCUGCAUUCCCCAGUCUCCAGCAUCCACCGCUGCUGCCCCCAGGACGUGGUGCUCCCGGAUGGCCGGGUCAUCCCCAAAGGGAACAAUUGCACCAUCAGCAUCUUUGGGAUCCAUCACAACCCUUCAGUCUGGCCGGACCCUGAGGUCUAUGACCCCUUUCGCUUCGACCCAGAAAAUCUCCAGAAGACAUCACCUCUGGCUUUUAUUCCCUUCUCGGCAGGGCCCAGGAACUGCAUCGGCCAGACGUUCGCCAUGGCUGAGAUGAAGCUGGUCCUGGCGCUCACGCUGCUGCGCUUCCGCGUCCUGCCGGACCACGCGGAGCCCCGCAGGAAGUUGGAGCUGAUCGUGCGCGCGGAGGAUGGACUUUGGCUACGGGUGGAGCCCCUGAGCGCGGAUCUGCAGUGACCCACCACUGUCAGGUCUCAGAGCCACCCGCGCCCUCCUCAGGCACCUUUGCAGAUUCCGGGGAAUCCAUCUGUGCCUGAGUCCCACAGCCAGCCAGCAGGGGGCGUCGGAGAACUGCAGGGAUCCAGGGCCUGGCGAGGGGAGGCGGAGUGUUUCUGAGCCAAGACCCUGACAGCCUCUCUGGUUGAGCACAGUGGCCCCGUGCUGAGGGCGGGUUGUCCCAGAGCGCAGGUCGGGACUGUAUCCUGUGGGCGAUAGGGAGCCAUGGCGGGUGCUUGAGCAGGAGAGGGACCAGGGUUGAGGAGGCACCUAUGGGGCAGGUUUGAGGCUCUGAGUCACUGAGGAAAACCAGAGCGGCACUACAUCCCCGCCCCUCGAUCUCAAUUCUCAUCUCCUAAUACAUCCAGUUGUUUUUUUUCCUCUCACCUCAGGGUUCUUCACUGUUUUCAUUGUUCUUAAACGACUGCACUUAUUAAACAAUAAUCAGCCUGGU